This is a messenger RNA of Rhododendron vialii, 2875 nucleotides long. RefSeq names its product protein FATTY ACID EXPORT 1, chloroplastic. Gene Ontology annotation, cellular component: membrane. The record is from RefSeq and is a predicted model, not a curated record. The coding region runs from base 206 to 895 and encodes 229 amino acids. The transcript is spliced from 7 exons. Lineage: Eukaryota; Viridiplantae; Streptophyta; Magnoliopsida; Ericales; Ericaceae.
ACAAUUCAGGUGAGGUGGUUUGGGUAGGUCGAAUCUUUGACCAAAUCCGUUCGAGCCGAAUCGCGUUUUUCUGUUUCCGGGUUUUCAACAAUGGAGUAAAUAAAGACAGCCAUCAUUGUUGACGAAUCCCCUCUUUCUACCUCUUUCUCCGUUGCCUUUACCGACAUCGACAUUAACAUCAAGAAAUCAAUCAAACAACCAAAUCAUGUCGUCAGCAAUCACCCAUCAGCUCUCCUGCUUCUUACCAAUCCAUCGCAGACUCCAUCACCAGGCUCGAUCGGCUCCCUGCCCCGCUCUUCGCUCCAAGGUAGGUGUUGUCUAUGCUAGUGAUGGAACUGGUGAAGGAAUUUCAGGUUCACAGACUAAGACAACUUUAAAGUAUACUCCAGAUACUUCGAGAUCCCAUAUUGAAGGCUCAGCCAAGUCCUAUGCAAGUACAGAAGAAAAUGUCAACGGGAAAGGGAUUAGUGAGCCAGCUGAACAACAGGUUAUCACCGAGCAUAAAAGGGCUGCAAAAAUUCAUGACUUUUGUUUUGGCAUUCCAUUUGGUGGGCUUGUUCUUGGUGGGGGACUUGCUGGUUUUGUUUUUACAAGAAAUCCUACUACCUUAGGCACCGGUGUGCUAUUUGGAGGUGCUUUGCUAGCCCUCAGCACCUUUAGCUUAAAAGUCUGGAGACAAGGAAAAUCGAGCUUGCCAUUUAUCCUUGGACAAGCAGUACUUGCUGCGGCUCUUCUUUGGAAGAACUUCCAGACAUACUCAAUGACAACGAAACUUUUCCCAACAGGCUUCUAUGCUUUCAUUAGUGCUGCAAUGCUAUGUUUUUAUUCCUACGUUGUGUUUUCCGGAGGAAACCCACCACCAAAGAAGUUGAAGUUAUCUGUUGCCCCAUCAUGAUGAGAACGUCAGAAGACCGUAGGGUCCCAUGACUCCCACUCGACUGUCAUGCUACUACCUAAGUUAUAUAGGCCCAACUACCAGCCACAAGAUGAAACAAGACACUAGUUACCACCAUGAAGUUCGCAACAUAAUUCAGUGGCCUGAAUAGAUAUGAUUACUGUCACGACUCCCGUGUCCUGAAGCUGCAUCAACACACAGUGAUCAUGAGAAUAAUUCUGAAUGUCUAUUAACUGGAAUGACAGUCUCUCUUGUGAUCCUCAUUGGAAAGACUAUUUUAACGUCUGAAUUAGAUAAUUUGUUGGGCUUAACGUACAAUUAUUCAAUGCAAAAAAAAAAUAAAAUUCAUGGAACAUCUCUUAUAUUUACUUAUUUAAGAUGGGACUAGAUAUAUUUGUUUGUUGAAGAAUUUUAUGGUCACAAUUAUCAUCGUCUGGAUUAAUUUUGACUGUCCAUUUCUCUCAAGAUAAAUAUGAUUUAAUUAGGCACUUAUUACUAUCCGACGAACUCAAUUUUUGGCUUGCGGGUGAUUUUACACUAUGGAACCUAGAAAAUAGAUGACUCGGACCGCCGAAAUGCCACUGUGAUGGACCUUAUGGGGGUUCACAUUAGAAAAGAUCCUUAUCCCUGUUAACAAUCUUUAAGUAUUCUUCUUAUUUGAUAGAGUUUUUUGGCGAUUUAUGUAUGAGCCUACGAGGAACGUGGAAGGAGGCGGCUGACAGUAAUUAAGGCUAUCAGAAAGUAGUUUUAGGGGUGAAAAUCAGCUAAAAUAGAUGUUACGAUGCAAAUUGUACAAAGAUCAAUGGAAAUGAUUGAAAGUGCCAAAUCACAAGUUUGUUUUUUAAGACCAAAGUUCGCUACUGAUCUGAACGGGUUUCCCUAUUUCAUGUAGUAUAGUGGAGUGAUUUUAACCCUCCACCUUAAACUGAAAUGGAAUCGGGAAACUAGAUCCUUUUCCCAUGAAAUUUAGGUAUGCCAUUCCUAGGAUAUGUGGUGGUUGUACUCACUGGUUUAUGUUGUAAGCGGUCUGUAUACAAUAUGUUGUGUCCUAAAAUCUCUUCGCAAAAGGGGAUUCCUUCUUAUGCCUAUUUGUAUCACGGAUUCAAGUUGUUAACCCUGAAGCGAACUGGGUAGCUGUUUUCAAGGGGGGAAAACAGUACAGAAAAUGAUGUUUUGGCAGAUAUAUGUCAUAGUGAUUGUGUGAAUAAUUGAUUUGGUAUCAUGUAACGUUAAGUUUUAUAAUGUGAUAUAGCAUAAUUCAUAAUCCUUAUGUGGGAUUUGAAAACGAAACAAAACCAGUGUGUUGCUUUGUUAUUCUUAUGUGAUCAUAAUGGCGCUUGCCAUGUUACCGGAAGGGUCGGUGUUGUAGGGCAAGAGAGCAAACACACAAUCAAUAGAAACAAGCAAUCGAAAGAUGAGACACGCGAUAUACAUGGUUCCGACUUAAGCUAUUUGCUAAUCGUACUUCACGGGGUGUUGGGGGGUUUCACUGCGAUGAAAAAAAUAAACUAGUUAAAAUAGGGGCUGCCUAUCUUUUUUGCCUUAUAUGGGGUAUACAAGAGAAGCCUUAAAAACCCUAAAAACACCAAAACGCACAGCUUCUCUCCUCCGGACCAGCAUUCCGCUCGUCUGGACCAACCUCCCCUUGUCCGGUCUAACUUUCCCUCGUCUGGACUAAGCAUGCUGCAAUGGGUUUUGCUUCCUCUUGCGCUGGUCUGGACCACCCUCGUCCUGGUCCGGACCAGAGAUGCUGAAACCUCAGAAAACACCGAAUUCAACUUCACACUCAGCAGGUAUGAGGUUCUGUUACUUGAGUUCAUAGCAUGCAUAUUGUCUGUGAUGGUUAUGUUUGCCUCAGAAGUGGUAUAUCCUUGAUUGAGAUCUAUUUCGAGCCCUUCUGUUAUGAUACUUAACUGCUCAAAUAUGGAUUUCAGGCUGAGUUGGGAGUGAAAGCUAGUGCAAGCUCAGAUUUAUACGGUU